This is a messenger RNA of Syngnathoides biaculeatus (alligator pipefish), 3097 nucleotides long. RefSeq names its product cellular communication network factor 6 (gene ccn6). Gene Ontology annotation, cellular component: extracellular matrix; extracellular region. The transcript has 6 exons. NCBI's taxonomy places the organism in Eukaryota, Metazoa, Chordata, Actinopteri, Syngnathiformes, Syngnathidae. Gene Ontology annotation, biological process: signal transduction; cell adhesion. The coding region runs from base 18 to 1379 and encodes 453 amino acids. The record is from RefSeq and is a predicted model, not a curated record. Gene Ontology annotation, molecular function: integrin binding; heparin binding.
UUCCACCAUUUUCAAACAUGAAUAGUGCCCCUCUGCUCAGAGAAGGCAGAGAAACAUGCUUUAAGAGCAGACAGAGAGACGCUUUGUCCCCUUCUUUCCACCUCAAAGUUUUGGAUCCCAUUCCUCACACAAGUCUCACAAAUGCUUCAUCGUGCUUCUCCUUUCCCUCAUUCCUGGUACUCCCAAAAGACAUGCUGUCUCCUCAUUACCAUGUCCUACUGCUCAUCCUUACUCAACAGUGUUUUUGGAGCGUUCUGGUCAAUGGACAGCAUCUGAGUCAUCAUCAUGGAAGUGACCACAAUAUGGCUAAGAGACAGUUCUGUCAAUGGCCCUGCAAGUGUGGGCUAAUACCUCCGUGUACCCCAGGAGUGAGUUCUGUGGUGGAUGGAUGUGGCUGCUGCAAGAGGUGUGCUCAGCAAAUUGGAGAUCCCUGCAACGAAAGGGACAUCUGUGAUAUUCACAAGGGAAUGUACUGUGACUUCUCAGCUGACCAUCCAAGAUAUGAAAUUGGAGUAUGUUCCUACUUCAUGGCAGUUGGCUGUGAUAUUAAUGGGGCCCACUAUGAGAACGGAGAAGCUUUCCAGCCUAGUCCUCUUUAUAGAUGCACAUGCAUCGCAGGUGCCAUUGGCUGUACUCCCGCAUUCUUGCAGAAGCCUGUCGGUCUUUUGGGCCCCACUCCGCUGACAAAAAAGAUGCCAAAAAGUCGUCAUAACAGCAAGGUUUCAGAGAAACAUGCAGAGAAUACAGUCUACAUGUCAGCCCAUGGGUUGUUGGUGGAUGUGGACAAAGUCCGUCUGGUGGACCCACUGACUUUCUCCUCGGUUGCCUGUGUCCACAAUGAGGCGACUUAUGGCAGUUUCUCCAGUUCACUCUCAGAUGGUACCAAGUAUCAGCUCCUCCUUGCUUACAGGGAUCCUCCUUUGGCCUGGAAAAAUAACUGUCUGAUCCAAACUACAUUCUGGAGCCCCUGUUCGAAGUCCUGUGGCCUGGGCAUCUCUGUGCGUGUCAACAAUGACAACCACAAAUGUGAAAUGAGGAAAUACAUGCGUCUGUGCCUGCUCCGCCCGUGUAAGAAUAGUAUGAUCAAACGCACUCAGGCGCCAAAAGGAAUAACAUGCCAACCCCAUUUCCAGGCAACAAAGGGGGAAAACUUUGUGCUCUCAGGCUGUACAAGUACCAAGCGGUUUAAACCCACAUACUGUGGUUUGUGUGCUGAUAAGCACUGCUGUUUCCCCAAAAAGUCAAGAAUGAUCAUGGUCAACUUCACAUGCCCUGGAAGCUCUACGAUAGAAUGGAAGAUGCAGUGGAUAAUAUCUUGUGUUUGUCAAAAGAAAUGUUAUGAUUCAUCUGACAUGUUUUCAGACCUGCAUUUAAUCUAACCAAGUCAGCCAUCAAGAGAGAGAGGAUUUUAUAGCCAAUGUUGUUGUACUGUAUAUUGGCUUGACUCCCCUGUUUUGCUUCGCUAACUCAACUCCACAAUACCACAUUACUCCUUGGAGAGGACCCACAUACUGGCAGAAUGUUUGAGUAAAAUCAAAAGGACACAAUAAGCAAAGCUCAUCAUCUCCCCCCCCCCCUUCCCCUUAUAAAACCUAAAAGAAAAUGAAAAGGAAAAAAAAAAGCAUGGCGACACAGCGGAGUAGAGUUUUGAUGUUCUCCCCGUGCUUGCGUGUGUUUUCUCCAGGCACUCUGAUUUCCUCCAACAUCCCAAAAACAUGCAUUAAUUUGAGACUAAAUUGCCCCAAGGUGUGAUUGUGAGUGCGACUGUUGUUUGUCUCGAUGUGUCCUGUGAUUGGCUGGCAACCAGUUCAGGAUGUGUGCUUCCUGCCCGUUGACAGCUGGCAUUGGCUCCAGCAAUCCCCAACCCUUGUGAGGAUAAGCGCUUCAGAAAAUGGAAGAAAAUAGGUGGAAAAAAACAAGGACUUCAAAUGUGGAGACAUGUCGAAUGGCCCAAAGAUGUGAUAUGACCCUCACAACAUGACUGGGGGAAAGAAAGUGAUUAAUGACACUUUGACACUUAUUGGCCCUCAAAAUGCCUGAAGAGCAGAUAUCAGGUAGGACGAUUACAACAUCUUUAAUGUAACAUGAUCAACUCCCAGUGGUGACCAAAAACACGGCAAGAUGGACCGAGUUUGGUGACCCAACAUUUUGUGUCAAGAGUGAACAGUUCAUUCUGAGUAAAUCCCACAUCUAUACAAACUUGUACAGGCCAAGAAUGAUUACCCUGGAAUGUGCACAUUGGUUUCUGUGUCAUUGAAGUGAUGAUUCUGUAGGUAUGGCGAUAAGUCUGCUCAAAAGGACUCUGUUUCAAGUCAAAACUAGGAAAUGAUUUUGGGUUGAGGAAUAUUUUGUGAUUUGCCAAAACAUGACUGAAGCAAGCUCGUUUCGUAUAGUUAAUGUCUUGAGACUUUUUCAAACCUAGAAAUUGUUUUGAAAAUGUGUGGAGUUGUGUUUCUGUGUGUUUCUGCUUCUGCACCACCUUCCUUAAUCAUCUUGUCUCCGGCCAUUUCUUUCCCCCGCCCUUUUUUCUUUCUGAUCGAUCCAGCGUCAAGACUGGGGUGCUGCUUUUGUUUUCCAAGGCUUUCUAAUUGGUCAGGCAACUAGAGUAAUUUCUAGUAUUCCUGCAAGUUACACUCUUAACCAAGCGUAUAAAUGUGUGGCCUGCCAACGAAUCCAAAUGGCCGGGGAAGUUACGAGUGUAACUUUCUGCAACCGCAUGACCAUCAACUUUCAUUUUUUAUAGUGCUUUUCUGUAUUUUUCAUUUUGUCCAUCUUCUUUGCCAUUUCAUCUGCCUUAUUUCCAUUUGACACAACUCAAAAAAAAAAAAAAUCUCCUGCUCUGAUACAAACCUAUCCACGAAUAGUGAGAAUACAGCCACCAACAAUUGGUGCAUUGUAGCCUGGGGUUAGUUUAAUGAUCUUACAAGAUCCAACUUCAUUCUCUCUCACCAUACGUGAAAUAAUUCACGCUCAUCUCAGAAGUUCAAGAUGUUCGCUCGUUUACUACUACUCGUUAACUCUCUAUUCUGCUAUGUAAUUCCUUUGGUAUAUGUAUCCAAAUUUCUCCAUUGUUUCACAUUAAAUCGAUUAAGCAUCC